This is a messenger RNA of Rhizoctonia solani, 3441 nucleotides long. RefSeq lists its product as uncharacterized. The record is from RefSeq and is a predicted model, not a curated record. Lineage: Eukaryota; Fungi; Basidiomycota; Agaricomycetes; Cantharellales; Ceratobasidiaceae. The coding region runs from base 1 to 3441 and encodes 1146 amino acids. The transcript is spliced from 8 exons.
AUGCAUUCUCUCUUCUCGCGUGCGCGCACAACAUCGCAGACGAAGAGAAAAGAUAUUGACUUUCCGUCGGACGAGUUUGGACGCACUAAUGGAGCCUAUCGCUCGGAGACACUGCCGCCUGUGCCACCCAAGAAAGACAAGAAGGACAAGGACAAGCGCCGCCAACGCACGACGAGCAUACCCAAGGACAGCCGACCGAGCUUUCUGCGCAGUCCAUCCCCUGAUGCUGAGCCUGUUCCACCCCUUCCCCCACUGCAGGCCGGCGGCUUUCUUCCGCGUUAUAUACCCAGUGCUCCCUCGAGCGCCGAACGCGAUGACCCUGCCCGCACCCCUUACGGAUAUCUGUCCACCGAAAAAGACGUAAUUCUCUCUCUCGACGAUGUCCAGCGUUUGUUGACAAUACUCGGCGAGGAGAUCACACUACGAUGCUUGUCAACACCCUUGCUAUUCUCAACACAGGCGCUCAAAUUAUCUGCCCCACGAGUAAAGAAUCUGAUACGCGCAUUCCUCAGCACAUGUUCCGACCCCAUCUCCAGGCAGGCAGAGACUAGAUUUCGCGAGGAAGCGAGGUUUGCUGGUCCCCAUGAGGUCGCAAUGACAAUUAGAUGGGGUCUCGCUCGCAUCGUCCGGAUGGUCAAUGGCUCAGAGACACAUGGCAUCAUGGACUUUGAAGUAUACCGCGCGUGGCGAGCAAACGAACAAGCACAAAGAUACCCACCCGAUCACUUUACCGCCAUCCUACCUGGCAUUCCACCCCCUGCUCGUCCCAUAUUCACAUCCAUAUUCACUCUGCUAUCCCGUCUCACAGCAUAUUCCACCAAAUCAGGCCUCACACCUCCUACUCUGGCCGGAUACUUUGGUCCACUCAUAUUUGGCUUGGUCCCUGCCGCCACAUCUUCAUUCUCUAGCACCCUCACCUCCUUUUAUCGCGCUGCACAUGCCACCGAGCACCUCUUGCUCUCACACAUUCGAUGGGAAGAUGACUCCCAACGCCGGAAGACUCCCGGCACUGGCGGCUUACCCUCACGGCUAAAGGACUGGAUCCGGGGCUAUCCCAAGAUGCUACCAUCUGAUCUCGAUCGGGUGCGCCGGGGAGCCAAAACUGCCAGGGUCGCAAGCGUGCGCAGAAACGUCAGGCUCUACAGCCCCGAUUUGGUUCAGAGUGCUGCUAGCUGGGCCGGAGAGGGCGAUAUGAGCGGACGCGCAGAAUGGUUGCGAGUUGUACCCAAGGGUUCUGGCCUCACAGCUCGCUACACCGACACUUACCGCAAGCGCCUCGAUAUCCCUGCUCCCACGCUGACUUCCGAAUCCAAGAAAACCCAGUCGACUGAUGGUCAUCAAUCAUGGCUAAGCUCCGAGACUUCACUUACGAGUAUCGUAGGCGCUACUGCCGCUGAAGAAGAAAAGGCCAAGUAUAGCAGUCUGACGGACAUGAAGUGGGGGGAAUUUAUGGCUACCGGAUUUGGCGAUGGCGAGACCGAGGGGAAACGCCUAGAGUUUGACCUGAAUGAAGGUGCGAGGCAGAGCCGGCUCGAAAAACGCGCAACGAUGACCUGGUCCGAUUUUUCUGCUGCCGGAUUCAUGAGAGACGAAGCACCCUUGAGCGAGACGCUUCAGUUUGCCGCGCCCCUCUCCACAACGAUCCAAACGUGGCCAACGGCAUCUGAGGAUUUACACCGGAAGUUGAAGAAGCAACAAAAGGUACUUCCCACAUUCGGAUGGGAGACUACGCCGGUUGCUGGACAAGAAUGGGUUGUUGAAGAAGCGUUUUUAGAUUGUUGGGCGGACUUGAUUUGGAGCUCGGGGUGGAGUGAGAGGGAGGAGCGGACACACCGGGAUUCGAACUGGGCAUUGGUUGAUUACAAAGCCCUACCGCCUACUGGGCCUUUGCUCUCGCUUUCUACUUCGUCAGACCCACGAACAUCGAACCAGUGGUUUGUAUUCGAAGAGUUCGUCCCCCGCGAAUAUCGAGACCAAUUGACGAACCCCAAGAAAAAACGAAACGCUCUUGGAUUCACUAUUAAGCCCAAGCAAUGGAAACCUGCUACCACACUCAAUGGAAAGCCAUACCAGAGUGGAAUGGUCCCCAGCAGUCCAGGUCUUAGGGAGAGUUCGAAUACUAGAGACUCAGAUUUCGAUGCGAUGCUCAGUUCUAGAGGUGUGACGAGGAAAAUAUCCGUGGGCACACAGGAGGAAGGAAGCAUUGAGAGUGGCACAGGGAUCUUGAUCACUGCUCCGCUCUACACGACUGGAAGCUCGGAAGUGACGCCCACGACGCCCACACCCAAACGACCAACCGCUUCCCCACGUUUUGGAGGAACUGCCACUCGUUCUGGUGGUGGUCUGUCUGCAAGAUUCAAACUUGGAUCUACAUCCAAGCGUGGGAUGGUCGGGUCCGAGUACGAUUCGAGUCUAGAGUUUGAAACCCGCACUGCAAGCGAGACGAGCGAUGGUGGGAGUCCCGACCAGUCUCACCCACCCGUACGGUCGUUCGGAUUACCUUCACCAGGAAGGAACCACUCCAGGCGACAGAGCAAGGACGAUGCUUGGGUGGAUAUUCUCGUUGCCGACCAGGGUCGACGAAUGAGGGAUCAAGACGCAAGUUUCAGGAAUGGUGCUGGGCCAACUGCUUUUCCAACUGUUGUUCAUGGUUCUACAUCCACUCUCCGCCGCGGGCGAGCCAACUCGGAUCCAGAUAUGCCCAGAGGAAGUGUUUAUGGCGACAACGAGGCUGAUUUCACAGUUACGAGCGCUCCUGUUCCCGUUAGCCCACCGAGUCGAUUCAGGUUUGUGGAAGACGAAGAAGAGAUGGAGAUCACGAGGGUGGAUAGCCCCGAUCCUGCUGGGGGAUCACAGGCGGCUUACACCAGGGACUCGGAGAUAUCUUACAGCCAGGACACAUAUGGGCGUGACUCUCAAGGACCGUACGGUCGUGAUUCGAGGGAUUCAGGUCAUCUGCGCGAACCUACGUCAAGCGAACCCGUUCCGCCAGGCCGACCAUCGUAUGAAAGUGCCGAGGACUACGAACCCGACAGCGAUUUCGAGCCUACAAGUGAUGGAGGACAUACCCAGGAGAUGACUUCUGCCUCGCGGCGACUGGGCGACGAUACGGCCGGCUCCAUCGCGUUCUCUGACCUCAGCAUUGACGAUCCUACUACGAGUAGUCUCGGCCAACCGGUUUCUUCUCGAUUGGGAGGAAACACUGGAGGUGGGGUACGGUCUUUGGUUCAGAUGUAUGCCGAGCGAGACAAAGAAGCCCUUGCUGCUCCCAAGCCUUCAAGGCUUCCUGUGCGAGUCGGGUCGAACAUCAAGUCUGAUGAACUGGGAGAGAGCUUACCUGCGCCCCCCAUCCCGCCUGCUCUCGAACCCGGCAGAGCAAGUCCGUCAAGAUAUGUGCACGGCGCACCACUGCAGAAUGUCGAAGAAGAACCGGACGAGUAG